AUGGGGGUGGGGUGGCGCCCGCGGACUGGGGGCCCUAGUGGGGGCCGGCCGCGGUGGCGCCGCGGUCCAUGCGGCCCUGAGGCUCCGACCCGGCGCUGCCCGCUGCUCCCGCCGCCGGCCUCUCACGCUGCCAUGUGCGCCCGCAGCGGCGCGGUGCGGGCCCGGGGACGCGCCCGGCCGGCGGGACAGAGCGAGCCGAGCGCAGCUGCCGCCUGUCCUCCUCCGCCGCGCUGCGCGCUGCGCCCUCCACGCCGCCGCCUGCAACCACCGCCUCCUCCUCUUCCUCCCCCUUGGCCGGGCGCCGUCCCCACUCUCCGCUGCGGCGUUCUGCGCUCUCUCGCUUUGCGACUUCUGCCUCCGCCAGGUGCGGCUCGGGCGGUGCAGGUAACCGCGCUGCCCCGGAAACAGGAGGCGGAGCGCUGGGCGCCUGGGUUCCCGGGUCCCCUCCCCGCGCCCAGCGCUGCGAGGGCGGGUCCUAGGACCCAAGACGCGCCCCCUCGUGGGACAGUCCGAACCGCCGGCCGCCCCUAGGCCGCCCCUGCCAGGGGAAAGGGAGACCACCACUUACCUGGAUCCCGGACGCGGACUGGAUCCCCAGGUGACUGGAGCAAGAGCCGCUACGCCCCUGCUUCCCAACGCUCCUGGCUCUGCACCUCGCGUCUAGGUACAGUUCCCAGACCUACCGUAGUCUGGAUCUGGAAUACUAUGGAUGGUGAUGAAUGCUUGUCUCUGUUGAUGCUUGCUUCAUAAGUAUUCUGCUAAGAAGCAGGAGCUCUGGAAUCUGUUUGGGGCCACAUCUGCCCUGUUUUCUCCCAGUGUGACCGUGACUGAACUGCAGGAAUGUGAACUGAAGACAAGAAGCCCAGCCUCUCCCAGCCUUCCUGUUGGGGCCGUGUCUGGCUGCCCGUGAGCUGAGCUGGAGGUAUGGCCGGUACUGGAGCUGAGCAGAAGUGACCACAGGACAAGCCUUUCCUCAUUCGCUUUCAC
Lontra canadensis (Northern American river otter) is the source of this 987-nucleotide messenger RNA. Its product is annotated as basic proline-rich protein-like. The transcript has 3 exons. The record is from RefSeq and is a predicted model, not a curated record. Bases 1 to 531 code for a protein of 176 amino acids. Lineage: Eukaryota; Metazoa; Chordata; Mammalia; Carnivora; Mustelidae.